Schistocerca americana (American grasshopper) is the source of this 5191-nucleotide messenger RNA. RefSeq lists its product as uncharacterized. NCBI's taxonomy places the organism in Eukaryota, Metazoa, Arthropoda, Insecta, Orthoptera, Acrididae. The transcript has 24 exons. The coding region runs from base 1 to 3759 and encodes 1252 amino acids. The record is from RefSeq and is a predicted model, not a curated record. Gene Ontology annotation, molecular function: endopeptidase activity; signaling receptor binding.
AUGGCGUUCCGCGCUGGGCGAAAGGACAUCCUGAGGAAAUUGGACAAAUUUCAGUUUGGAUGUAAUACAAAUUUGCUGAGUUGCAGACUGACACAUAGUGGAAAAGAUUACACUGGUAUAAAAGCAACUACAGCAACUGGCCGACGUUGUCAAUUCUGGGACACAUCAUAUCCAGUACACAAGAUAGCGCCAAAUAUAUCAGAUGAAGAUUUUCCUGAAGGGUCUCGCAAGGAUGCGAGGAAUUAUUGCCGCAAUCCAACAAAUGCUUCUCGUGGGCCCUGGUGUUACACACUUGAUUCUGAUGUUCCAUAUGAAGAGUGUGAUGUUCCCCUCUGCUCUUCCAAAGAUAGCAUGGAGUAUUACAAAUUAACAUCUGAUUUCCAGUUGAAAGAUGAUUAUGACAGACUGGAACCACAGACAUUACCAAAAACAGCUUUGCUACAAGAUUGUAAGAUGAGUGGUCUUGGCAUAGACUAUUCUGGAAAUGUUAAGAAACCAUUUUCUGGAGACAGUGGCAAGUGCUCUAAAUGGACUGAUCGUGAGCUAUUUCCUGAGGGAAGGUUUGCUGAUCGACUGUUUCCUGAGGGCUCACGAUCAAGUGCUGGUCGCUUCUGUCGUAAUCCUGAUGGUAAUCUGAGAGGUCCCUGGUGCCCGCUGGAUCGUGGCGAUGGAAGUCCUGCAAUAAGGGCACCCUGUGAGAUUCCGUUCUGCAAAGAUGUUGAUUGGUUGGAAUUCACAGCUGAAACAAAUGAGUUCACUCAGUUCACAGACCUUUCUCAGCCAAAUAAGACAUUGCCAUUGAAAACUGUCAAUCUAACAUUUGGAAUACGUCUGUGGGAUGCUGCCUCCUGGUCAAGAGCCACUGCCAAAAUACUCUUUUCACCAUUUUCAAUUCCUGGAGCAGCUCAAGAGCUGAGUAAAUUUGGUGCUGUUGAACUCACCAUAUCUAAGGACAGUUCUGGCUUUACUAAAGGAUUAGAGGAGGUGGAGCUGUGGAUGGCUAAGGGGACACCAUUUAGGUCUGAAAUUGCUGGGAGUGAUUGGCCCUGGCUUCAACUAUGGGUGCAGCAGAGUGAAAAUGUCCUUGCAAUGGGACGACAAGGUUCAGAAGAACCACUUUCUAGUGGACAAAUGUCUGAUCUUUCUGUAGACUUAGGAUUACGUUUUAUCAGCAUCUCUGGAGCUGGUAUUCUCUGGAGCUUACCUUUUACAGUUGAGGACUGCCUUCAACACAUAACAAGUGAGCUGCAGUUUACAAGAUUCUUUCGGAUGCAACAAACUCCUGGAGGCCAUGAUGUGAAAUUGCAUGUACGUGCACGUCAUUCUGCUUGUCUUCAAUUGAGAAUUGCUCCUUCGAUUAAAUACCCAAGCUUCAUGUACAUCCACUCAGAGAUGGGAAAUCUUAUUGAACAAGGUGCCAACUUUCACAGUGAAGAAGAUUUCAGAUACUCUAUGCCAAGUUGGGUGGAGAGUGCCAAAGCUAUAAGGUAUCAGACAAGAGAAGUCAGAGAUGCCCUUCUUGAGGUGAGCAACAGCAAUGUUGAAUUAAAAACAAAGAGUGAAGCACACUUGCUUGCUGUGAACAAAUUAGAAAGCUUCAAGCUUAUUGUAGGUUUUUGUCAUAUGUUUUUCUGGGUACGAAGCUGGGAUACAAAAUUGUUGCUGGAGAUUGAACAUGAGCUUAUCAAACAAUUACAGUGGUUUUCUCCAGGUUCUAAUAACUCUGUUGCACAUUGGGCAUUCUGGUGUCAUCCACAAGAUCCCCCAAGUGCUCUGCCCCCAGACUGUGUAGCAUCAAGUGUCAGUAGUGGCAGCUAUGGUGGAGGACAAUACAGUGCUUCCAGUGGUAAACCAUGCAUUUUCUGGCCAUCAGUUCCAGGAUCUGCACUGGGCCCUGACGCACGUAAUUUAUGUCGCAAUCCUGAUUCUAGUAGAAGUGGGCCCUGGUGCUAUGUUGGCAAAACUGGUUCAACAGAUUACAAGAAGGAAACAUGUGAUGUGCCUGUUUGUCUUUCAGUAGAAUGUCGUCUUGCUGGAACUGGGAAUGAUUUCAUUGGACCACUAAAUGUGACCCGUUCAGGACGACAGUGUCAGCCAUGGCUUGACAAUAAACCACACAAGGUCAAUCAGACAUAUCUAAAUGACACCCUAUUUGCUGAACGAUCUCUAAAAGAAGCAAGAAAUUACUGCAGGGAUCCAUCACGCAACAUUGGUGGACCAUGGUGUUACACAGUGGAUCCAAAACUGCCUCGUGACCUGUGCCAUGCUUAUGAUUGCGUUAUGCCUGAGGGCUGUACCAUGCUGACACAAGGAGCAGGUGCUGGCCGGGACUUGAUGAUCCUACCUCGAUGGCGGACACGAGGGUUACGCUUCUGGCUCAAGGAGUGGAACCCAGAGCGUGCAGAUGGCAUUGUCUGGCUUCUGAGAAAGGCUGGCACCAACACUACCUACCUCAGGCUUGAGCUGGGAGCUGAUAAAAAUGAAAAGAUAAAACUUUUCCUCAUCAGAGGUGAAGGCACACGUGACAUUCUUGUGGAAGAGAAAGAGCACUCACAUGUCAUCCCUAUAGGCCAGUGGGCAGGGAUGUGGCUGAAACUCUUGGCAGAAGGAGGCCUGGAGGUAGGACGUGAGGGAGCAGAGCAGCCACUAUUUGCUUGGAAGCCGAAAAAAGUUCCAGCUGCCAAUUUCUUUCCAGAGCGGGUUUCGUAUGCGAGUCUUGCUGGGCACACCAUAGGUGUGGUCUUCCCAUGUGAAGAGUGCCACGUGGAGAUCACGAACAUCCGGCGCUUCACCAAGGUGCUGCCCCUCAGCCUGUGGCGACGGGAGCCCCUGGCACAGCCUCCGAGCAAUCUGACGUUGUACAUGCGCGGAUACGGCGCGGUCCUCGUGCCACUCAUCAUGCAGCCCGGAGAGGGCGACUACCACGCCGUCACGCUAGGGGAGGGCAGGGGCGCGGACCGCAUCUACCUCCUGCGGCAGAGGGCCGGCAACCUCUCAGAGGUGGGCAAGGUGCGUCUCCCACAGCCCAUCUUCUCCAAGGACAAGUGGACAAAGAUUAUCAUCAGGUGGACAGAGACGAAGCUGUUGGUGUGGUGGAAUGGGCUGCUGUUCCUGGCAGUGGACACCAAGGAGCCACUUGUGGCGUACUUUUUUAGCGUGGGCAUUGAGGAUGGGGAGAUGAUGUGGACCGCAAACUGCGAACCUCCAGAUGUGGACAGUCCAGCCGUGGACGGCGGAUGGUCAGAGUGGGGGCCGGCCACGUCGUGCAGCGCCACGUGCGGGGGCGGCUGGGGGCUGCGCAAGAGGCGCUGCGACAACCCGCCGCCCACACUGAAGGGCCGCGACUGCGAGGGCGACGACACCAUGGACGAGCAGUGCAACACCUUCCCCUGCGGACAGCUAGCUCCAGGUACGGACGAGGUGGUUCGGAGGAUGCUGCGGCGGCAGCAUGCGGCCACGGAGGCAGACGAGGGCGACAACGUGACUCUGGCGUGUGCCCGGCCCGCAUUGCUGGCGCGCGUGAUGCAGGAGGCGCCAGAGGCCGUUCUCUUCUGGGAGCACCAGGGCCGCCGCGUCCAGGGACACGUGCUCACAGACCUCGGUGGAGACAUUCGAUGUGAUUGUGGACAAGUCCUCUGCUGGAGAGUGGAAGUGUGUUGUGGAGCAGCAAGAGCUAGGGUUUCGCUGGACAACCAACUGGCUAAGAAUUACAGUUUUUAUUCCAUCCUGGAUUUUCCACUGUUUGAGAAAAUGCAAUAAGGCUUACAACAUGUUUGAGACUGCUCACAGCUAAGUAUUUUAACUGGAAGACACACAUAGAUCUACUGAAAUGUUUGAGAUUGCACAGGCUAAGUAUUUUUAUUUGGAGCCACACUUAGAUCCACUGAAAUGCAUAAGUUCAGUGAAUUUAUGGUGGAUCGUGCACCAACUUUCUUCAGCCGUGUGGCGGAUGACCUGGGGAUGAGUGAAAGUGUUUUGGCCAUUGUUAUCAUCUUCGUUGUCAUGAUCACAGUGCUGCUUGCCUUUGGGGGAGCUGUAGUCUAUCUAAGGUUCCUGCGACUGCCAAUGCCAGUGACAAGCCCCUGAGAAUUACUAAGGAUCUACUAUCAACUGCAUAGAAGUGUUUUAGUGCUCACUGAGCAAACUUCAUACCUGUUACAUCAUUGAUGCAAAUAUAUUUUUAUUGUAUUGCUCUUCUUUUCCUUUUAUAUUCAUUAACUUAGUGUUAAAACUCUGUGUAAGUAAUAAAAACACUGUAUUAUCUGAAUGGCAGUUAUUGAUGGAUGAUUAACAUAGUUUACAUAAAUAUUCUUUAUUAUAAAAUACACUAUCCCUCAUUUUAAAAAACUAAGAAAUGAAAAUAAAUAGUAUACAGUAAAAAUAGGUUAUGGAGUAAAUGGUUUAUUUAGUUUCAGCAUCUACAUCUAUACACUAAAAAGCUGCAAAAUGUGUAACUAAGGUUUGUUCCUAUUCCAUUCACAAUGGAGCACGAGAAGAAAAACUCUUUAUAUCCUCCUGCGCAAGUUGCUUUUAGCUUCAUUUGAUCUCAAUAGUCCCCAUGGGAACAAUUUCUGUGGGGCUGAAGAGUAUUGGUAGAUUCAAUCCUGGAAAUUAGGUUUUGGAAUAUUUCAGAAUUGGCUUAUGAAAGACUUUAGGUGUCUUUGAGUAACAGCCACUUUGGGCUGUCAACAUGAUUGUGAUGCUUUCCAGUAAGUUUGGCUAUGACCAUUUACAAUACAUUUAGUUUGAUGCUUGGUGUUCCUUCACAAUCAGCAAACACUUUACAAGUGUUACAAAUGCAACACAAUUAAUUGGUAUUUCUAAGAUAGUCUUAUUUCUAUAAAUCUAUAAAGAAUCACAGAAGUUUUCUUUUCUAAUGGACCCACAGCAUCCUUUAAGUUAGUGAAUGACAUAAAAUAAAUAUACUCAGGUUUCUGCUGCACAAUGACUUCAUUAAGUUGUUGUCUACAAUGACUAUUCUUUCAGCUAUUGUGCCAUUUUCAAGUGAUCGUACAAUGUUAAUGAUGGUCCAAUUUUUGUAUAAAAGUAUAGAAGUAUACUCUGGAUGGCUUACAUCUAUGCUUGUAAUUAUUUGCCUUAAGUUUUAGAUGUCACAAUAUAACAUCCUGGAGUGAUUUGCAGGAAUUAUUUUCAGUUUUUGUGUACUUGGAAUUUGUCAGAAAUUUACAUA